This is a messenger RNA of Callorhinchus milii (elephant shark), 4181 nucleotides long. It is a transcript of the gene arb2a, whose product is annotated as family with sequence similarity 172 member A. The record is from RefSeq and is a predicted model, not a curated record. Gene Ontology annotation, molecular function: siRNA binding. Gene Ontology annotation, cellular component: nucleus. Gene Ontology annotation, biological process: regulatory ncRNA-mediated heterochromatin formation. Lineage: Eukaryota; Metazoa; Chordata; Chondrichthyes; Chimaeriformes; Callorhinchidae.
AGUGGGGGGAGUGUUACUUAUUCUCCAGCUGUGUGUGUGGCGGCGGCGGCGCCGUGUGCGCUUCAUCUUCAUUAUAUAAAACCUUGUUUUGGUGCCUAUCCUUUUUUUAAAAAAAAAGCAGAACGGUUGUUAAAAAUAUAUAUCAACAAAAAAAACAUCAUAUAUAGAUAAAAAAGAGAGGCCGAGGGUUGUGUUGCGUUGGGGCUGUUGGCAUGUUUCAUUUAUAUUGAUCAAAGAGUGAAACUGGAUGCUUGUGCAACUGGUGAUUUUUGUUUUAUCAACCGUGUGGAUUACAAUGGCACAGAACCAGCCAGGAGGACCCGAAGAAAAGGACAAGACUUCUACUGCAUUAAAAGAUUUACUGUCCAGAAUAGACUUGGAAGAGCUUAUGAAGAAAGAUGAACCACCUCUCAAAUUUCCUCAAACUCUUGAAGAUUUUGAAUAUUCAUUUAAUGAAAAAGGCCAGCUAAGACAUGUAAAAACUGGAGAACCUUAUGCAUUCAAUUACCAUGAAGAUUUACACAGAUGGAACCAGAAACGCUAUGAAGCUCUUGGUGAAAUUAUCACCCAACAUGUUUAUGAACUUUUAGAAAAAGAAUGUAAUUUGAAAAAGGUUUAUCUCCCGGUGGAUGCUACAGACGAUGAACCAAAGAACUUCAUCUUUAUGAGUGAAGAUGCAUUAACUAACCCUGAAAAAUUGAUGGUUUUGAUUCAUGGUAGUGGGGUUGUCCGAGCUGGACAGUGGGCCAGACGAUUAAUAAUCAACGAAGACCUCGACAGUGGCACUCAAAUACCUUUUAUUAAAAGAGGAAUGGAAGAGGGAUAUGGAGUAAUAGUCCUAAAUACCAACGAAAACUACAUUGAAGUGGAGAAGCCAAAAAAACAAGUGCAGUCACUAGCCAAUGAUACCGAUGAGCCAGCAGAAAAGAAAGAGAGAAAAGAUGAGUCAAAAAGAACAAAGAAACGGCGAGACUUUUAUGAGAAAUACCGAAAUCCUCAAAAGGAAAAAGAAUCAAAGCACAUUCCCAUUAGGAAUAAUAGCACUCCAGAAGAGCACACACUGUAUGUCUGGGAUCACUUUAUUUCCAAAUCUUCUGUCAAGAAUGUAGUAUUUGUUGCCCACAGUUAUGGUGGACUGGUAUUUGUGGAGUUGAUGAUUCGGCGAGAGACAGAAGUGAAGAACAAAGUGAUCGCCGUAGCACUCACAGAUUCUGUCCAUAAUGUUUGGCACCAGGAUACUGUAAAGUCUAUUUUGGACUGGAUGCAAGAGCACUGUCGUAAUUGGGUGUCAAGCUCUGAACCUUUGGACGCACCAGUAGAAUCCAUGUUACCAGACUGUCCACGAGUCUCUGCAGGUACAGAACGCCAUGAGCUCACUUCCUGGAAGAGUUUUAAUUCUAUUUUCAAGUAUUUUACUCAAGCUUUAGAAGCACAGAACACUGAAGUAAAACCCAAGUUUACUGUGACUACGAGAAGCUCCAACCGAAAGAAAACUGAAGAGUUAUGAAGAGAAAAUGCCUUUUUACUGCUUUUUUGCGCUGGCAGUCCCCCAGUCUUUUAUUAGAUUGUUUUCUUCUUGGAGCAAAGGGUCAUGGUGUAUACAUCUAAAUAGCGUUUUGCAUUAUUUCUAGAUGAGCGCAACUGUCAAAGCAAUAUGGGACUGCCGGUUGUGCUUCCUGUGGUCCCAAACUCAGAUUUUGUGCCACCGAUCGGUGCACAGAUUAAGAGUGACAGCAGUUCUGCACAGUGCAGCACAGAGCGGCUCUAAUUGCCCUGACACAGCCCUGUACUGAGCUAAUGCCAUGGGGCUAUCGGCUUCCCCCAUGCCCUAAUGCCUGCCAAUUUUUCUUCAUUAAAGAGACAACAUCUCUUUUGUUGGCCUGUGUAGACUAGAUUUUAAAAUAACCAGGAAUCAAAGCCACUCAACAUUUUCCCUUCACGUAUCCAAGCCUUGUCAUAAUGUUCAAGGGACAUCAAACGCACGUAAGUCGCUAAAGAUGACAGUCGUAUUGGAGAUGCCAGCUGUCAUUUCUGUGUCUGCUUAAAAAAAUGCUUUGCACUAUUGAAACUGCUUGUUUGUUUUUCAAAGAAAUCAACAGUACUUCUUAACGCUACAAGAUGUUUAAAGAUUUGUUGAGCAGAUAUGAAUUUUGAUUCAUUGUAAAUUUUAACCUAUGGUUGGCCAAUAUGAUCUGUAUGCUGUCUCUUUUUUAAAAAAAAAGCUUAUCAUUCAAUAUCCACAUCAGGAUUUGUGUGCCUAUUAUAUGAUUUGAUUAAUGUAUAUUAAUUUGUGUUUUUAUUGUUGCUUGUGAACGACUACCUACAUUUUGAAACCCAAAUUGAAAAGUUGACAUAUAAAUAAAGGAGUUACAGUAGUGCGGACUGCACUGUUUCUCUGAGCACUCAAAACAAUAAGUUGAAUCACCAGUACAUCAACCUGUUGUUGAUGGAACUCGUACAAUAAACUUAGUUCUUAAUUAUCUACAGAAUUGUGGAGUCCAAACAGAGUGCCACCAUCACUUAAACGCUAAGAUUAACAGUUGCUGAGCACUUCAUUUUACAAGUUGGACUUUUAAACUCCUUCAGUGCAGAACCUAGAGUGGAUUUCUUAAACCCCUGUAGACUGUAUGUUGCAUCUUUUUGUUCUGAAUAAAAGUUUUAUUUAAUUUCUAUUUGAAAUCAUUUCAGAGCAGUGGAAUAGAACCAAGAGAGGCUUUUAGAGACCAAAAUCUUGUAAGGAUGAUGAACAUACUUUGUAAAUAGUUAAAAGUCCACCUGGAAGGAAACAAGAAGGUGUUGCAUGUUAAUUUCCAAUUACAUCCCUAAAAGUAUGUUCUAGAACUUGCUCCCCCAAAUCCUUAGAGUGUCUACUCAUUACCCUGUUUAAUCAUUUGUAAAUUGCUGCUGUCUGUAAUGCUUUGAAAAAUAAUCUAAUACAAGACAAAGUGUAGAUCUUUGAGAAUAUUCCAAUUUGUGCUGCGCAAUACAUAGGCACAAGUCAGGAGAGCACUAAAAUGUUAGAUGAGAAUUAAAAUGCAUGCCUUUGAUUAAAUACUUAGCAAUAAUAAGUUGGGAACUCGAAAUUGGUGCAUAGUAGAGUGUGAGGUAAUUAUUUCAAGUGAUUUGUUCAAGUUUAUAGUGGUUCUAAUGUGCUGAAUGGCUGGAGCGCUCUAGCAGGCUAUGUGAAUAGGCAAAAUGACCCAGGGGAAACCUUCAAUACCACCUUCAGCGCAUGUGCAGCUCACUCCCACAGAGGCAGGAUAGAAGCUUUGGAGCUGGAGCUUUGAUUGGAGUUUAAAGUCAUUUGACAUUUCCAGCACUUUCUGCCAAAUGACACUGGUCUCUGCAGAACAUACGGCCGAUCCUUCUGUUCUUUGGGUGUGCAAAGAGUUUAAAGUGUGAAAACUGUAAAAUGAACCCAGCUAACCCCAAACCAAGGCGUUUCAUUGAUGGUGUUGAUUUUAUCCAUUAAUCUCCAGAAGAAUUAAAAUAUGUUCUCUUGGAACGCUUAAAUAACUGAUUAUUUUAGACAAAUAAUUGCAAAUAUGCCUGAUGAGACGCUUGUAAAUUUAAAUUACAGUAAUUUUAUUCAUUAAGGUAGAAGGAGCGCGAAAGGAAAUGGGCAUCAAUAAAAUAGCCUUCUGUCACUUCUUUUAAUACUUCUUUUUUUAAGCAUUGGACAGUGUUAUAAUUACAUUUAAACAAUCCUCUACAUUGUGAAUUCAUUUUUUAUUGAACUCUAAAUGUUGUAAAUGUAUUUGUAAUCACAACUGUGACUAGCCGGAUUUUGAAAUAUUAUAGGAUUACAGAAGCUACUUUUUAAAACUAUCAUAAAGGAAAGAAAUCUACUCAACAUGGUGUAGGCUGAGAAUGAGUGACAGGACUAUGUGAAUAGAAGAUUUCCAUGCAAUUGUGAACUAUGGUGACAGAGGGAAAACUGCAGGAAAAUUAAUUUUCAUACCAAAUACCUUGAAGAAGAGCUAUGAUUUUUAUUUGUGAUAGUUUUGAAAUCCAUUAUAUGAAACUGAAGCAUUGAAAUGAAAAGCUGUGUUUUGCAGUGCCUAGGUGAAGUCUGCCUUUUACCAGGAUGUAUUGAUGACCUCUGAUUUUAAAACAUUUUUGCUUUCUAUUGACACAAUGUUAAAAAGGCUGAAUUGAAAUAAAGUUGUUUUUCUUAGUCA